GAAUCGGGAUGUUUUGGCAUUCUGACAUCAUCCGGCACACAUGGAAGUUCUCUGCAGUUCUGUUUGAGUUUAUUUUUAGAUUCCAUUCGGUUUGAUGUCUGAGUCAGGCCGGGUCAUGGGAUUCGACUGAGGGUGACUAAGCGCGAACCCUGAGUGAUGUCUCUGAUCCUGGGUGCUUAUUUCUGACCUGGAUGUAGAUGGACAGCAGGCUGAUGUCUUGGGGCUUGAAGAAAAUGCCCAAUAUCACCUCCAAAGAUCACUGUUUGAGGUGAAUGCGACUGGAAAAGGUCUAAACUAGUUCUUAAGGUCAAUAACCAGAACUUGUCCGGGUUCUACAUGGGGAACAGCAGUCGGAGAACCCAACCUCUUCUAGGUGACUCGGACUAUUUUUAUACCAGGGAACCAGAUACAGAAUCCCAGAAGUCUCACCUCUCCUCUUUCACGAUGAAAUUGAUGAAAUUUCAUUCCCCGAAGAUUAAACGAACUCCAUCUAAGAAAAGCAAACAACUCCAGCCAGAGCCUACGGUGACGACUCCAGAGAAACCUGUCAACAAGAAGGUGAGUCGUUUGGAGGAACAGGAGAAGGAGGUGGUGAGUGCGCUACGUUACUUUAAGACGAUUGUGGACAAGAUGAACGUCGAUACGAAAGUUUUGCAGAUGCUUCCUGGUUCGGCUAGUAAAGUAUUGGAGGCCAUAUUGCCUCUGAUGCAAGUAGAGGCUCGGAUACAGCACAGCUCGGCAGUGUCCUCCUGUCAUAACUGCGUCUAUCAGAGUUUGGCGAAUCUCAUUCGCUGGUCCGACCAGGUGAUGCUGGAGGGCAUCGACCUCGACGACAAGGACACUGUGACAACCGUCACCACGGUGAUCAAAGCUGUGCUGGAUGGUGUGAAGGAGCUGGUGAAACUCACUAUAGAGAAACAGGAGCAACCGUCCCCGACGUCCCCCAACAAACCAACAAUACCUCCUGUGGUCAAAACUGAGAGUGUGUGUGAAAAUCCUCUAACUGAACGAGAGAAGGCGAUCCUGAGUAAGACCACGCCCAUUGUCACGCCCACUGACAGUUUGACUGACAUGUCAGAGGAAGAGGUUGCUCCGCCCAAACCUCCUCUGCCAGGAGUUAAACUGGCAGAGCACAGGAAAAGGAUGCAGUUGUGCUCUGAUCCUGUUGCCGGGCAGCGAAGGGCCACGGCGAUGGAAACCCCGCCCGCUCUGCCUCCCAAGAAGCGACAGUCGGCCCCCUCCCCCACACGUGUUGCCGUGGUAGCGCCGAUGAGUCGAGUCCCAUGUGGUCUCAACCUGCCUCCUGGAGCUCUGAGACAGCAGCAGGAGUUUGACGUGGAUCUCCUGCAGAGGCGUUUCUCUGGUGGGAGCCAGUCAUACGGCGGGGAUUCACCUUGUCUGUCCCCCUGUAACAGUAUGGGAAAACUCAGCAAGUCCGACGAGCAGCUCUCGUCACUGGAGCGAGACAGCGGCCAGUGCUCUCGCAACACUAGCUGUGAAACACUAGAGGGAUAUGAUCCCGAUUACGACUUCCUGCAUCAGGAUCUAUCCGUAUCCGAGCCUUUACCGUUUCCGACAGGCACUGGCAGCAGUCUGAGCCCUCUCCCAGAAUGCCACGGGGAGUCUCAGUCGUUAAGCCCCGCCCAGGCCCCCGCCCACCCGCGUUUCAGCGCUCCCGUCACCAAUCAGGCUUCCCUGGAGUACUGGACCCCGCCCCUCACACCUGGACAGACCAAUAGCGUGCUUCCCCCCGCCCUCCCGCAGAAGAAGCGGCGGUCGGCGCCGAUCAUAACGGCGUACCCUCUUUACGAGCGCCUUCCAUCGCACUACGAUAACCUGUCAGAAGAGGAGCAGUCGACGCCACCGUUCCCGCUGCUGAUGCCGGCGUCACUGCUGCCACAGGUCAACGGAGGAGACGACCUCUCGCGGUGUACAGACGCCGACAGCCCGCCGCCGCUGCCAGAGAAGAAGGGCAAACAGAUCCUCCAGUACAUGCAGUUUGUGGAGGAUUACUCUGAACCGCAGCCGUCCGUCUUCUAUCAGAUGCCUCAGAACGAGAGUAUUUACGAGCAGCGGAGGAACAAGCGCUUCCAGGAGGUUUACGGCUUCAACGAUUCCUACAGCAGCUCGGACUCCGUCCACGAACCCGUCCCUCCGCCAGCGCUGCCUCCCAAACAGAGACAGCUGGCCUCCUACACUUCUUCUCCUCCUCCAUCCUCCUCUUCGUCUUUUUCAAUUCUCCCUCCUCCUGCUGGGCUUCCGGAGGAGGCGGAGCCUGCUCUUGGUCUCAGCCUAUCAGUGUCUAACUCCUUCCUCAGUGGCCACGCCUCUUUGACCACACCUGUGAGUUCCGACCUGGUUGGUUUGACCAAUGCUGGCAGAGCUCUAGAUGGUGGGGGUGUCUCUAACGGGUCCUUGACCAGCUCUCUGGUCUCUCUGGCCGUCUGUCCUCCUUCUGAAUCUUCUCUUUCUGACUCGCUUCUUACAUCUGCGAGUGAAAGUGUUGAUGAAGGCGGUGAGGGAGAGUAUGUGAACCUGUACUCCUCCACACAGGCUAAUGGAGAAAACACACACCGCACUGACCCCUCUUCAUGUGACGAUGUGCUUCAGGACCACACCCCUCACAUACCCACGUCCAAUAGCAAGGAAGCUUUGUCUAAGGACAGGCCAAAGGAACCCAGUCAUGGUCAGAUCGAUGAUGUUGAUGAACUGUCCCUCAUUGAUCAUAAUGAUAUUAUGAACCGGAUCACACUCAAAGCAGAGAAUGAUGAUGGUCCUGAUGUGAGAGCCGGAUCUGGUGAUAUACUGUUAGUUCACGCUACAGAAACAGACCGCAAAGAUUUGGUGUUGUACUGCGAGGCUUUUCUCACCACCUACAGAACCUUCAUAACGCCUGAAGACCUCAUUAAAAAACUGCACUACAGAUAUACUCGUUUCUGUCACAGUCCAGACACCUUUAGGAAGCGUGUCAGUAAAAACACGUUCUUUGUGCUGGUGAGAGUCGUGGAUGAACUCUGUCUGGUGGAGUUGACCGAGGACAUCCUGCGGCAGUUGAUGGAUCUGGUCUUCCGGCUGGUCUGUAAUGGAGAGCUGAGUCUGGCGAGGGUCCUGCGAAAGAACAUCCUCGAUAAAGUGGAACAGAAGAGGCUCCUGCGACACAUGCACAUGCUGAAACCUCUCGCCGCACGGGGCGUCUCUGCCAGGCCCGGCACGCUGCAUGAUUUCCGCAGUCAUGAGAUCGCCGAUCAGCUGACGUUGCUGGACGCAGAACUGUUUUACAAGAUUGAGAUUCCUGAGGUGCUGCUUUGGGCGAAGGAACAGAAUGAAGAGAAAAGUCAAAAUCUGACCCAGUUUACAGAGCACUUUAACAACAUGAGCUACUGGGUGCGCUCUAUAAUCAUCCAACAGGAGAAAGCUCAGGACAGAGAGAAACUGCUGCUCAAAUUCAUCAAAAUCAUGAAGCACUUGCGGAAACUGAAUAACUUCAACUCUUAUUUGGCGAUUCUCUCGGCGCUGGACUCUGCACCAAUCAGACGACUGGAAUGGCAGAAGCAGACGUCUGAGGGUUUGGAAGAGUACUGCACUUUGAUUGACAGUUCGUCAUCCUUCAGAGCGUACAGAGCGGCGCUAGCAGAAGUGGAGCCUCCAUGUAUACCAUACCUGGGUUUGAUCCUACAGGACCUGACGUUCGUUCACCUCGGAAACCCGGAUUUUAUUGACGGUAAAGUGAAUUUCUCCAAGCGCUGGCAACAGUUCAACAUUCUGGACAGCAUGAGACGCUUCCAGCAAGUACACUACGAACUGAAACGGAACGAAGACAUCGUCUCGUUUUUCAACGACUUUAGCGAUCACCUGGCGGAGGAGGCGUUAUGGGAGCUCUCGCUCAAGAUCAAACCACGAAACAUCUCGCGCCGCAGGACAGAGCGAGAGGAGAAGACCUAGAUCCUGAAAUC
Molecule: messenger RNA, 3953 nt
Organism: Sinocyclocheilus grahami
Lineage: Eukaryota; Metazoa; Chordata; Actinopteri; Cypriniformes; Cyprinidae
Product: rap guanine nucleotide exchange factor 1-like
Exons: 27
Coding region: 337-3942 (1201 amino acids)
Biological process (GO): Ras protein signal transduction
Cellular component (GO): plasma membrane
Molecular function (GO): guanyl-nucleotide exchange factor activity
Source: RefSeq, a predicted model, not a curated record